Molecule: messenger RNA, 4370 nt
Organism: Oncorhynchus nerka (sockeye salmon)
Lineage: Eukaryota; Metazoa; Chordata; Actinopteri; Salmoniformes; Salmonidae
Gene: xrcc4
Product: X-ray repair complementing defective repair in Chinese hamster cells 4
Exons: 9
Coding region: 220-1230 (336 amino acids)
Biological process (GO): positive regulation of ligase activity; response to X-ray; double-strand break repair via nonhomologous end joining
Cellular component (GO): nucleus; DNA-dependent protein kinase-DNA ligase 4 complex; DNA ligase IV complex
Molecular function (GO): DNA binding
Source: RefSeq, a predicted model, not a curated record
AAGAGACGAACUGAAACUGCGGCGUCUGGCGAUUUAAACUAGAUUUAACACCGGUUGUAGGUUUAAAUAUCAGAAGUCGACCAUCGGAUAUUAAAAGACACAACCAACUAUCUAAAGACUAGUGCAGUUUGAGUGACUGAAUCCAGAGGUAAGAAGAUAGGAAUUGAGGAAAUUCUGAGACCGAGGUUUCAGCACAGGUCUGAACAGGAAAGGUGUGAGAUGCAUGUGACGGUGCGUGAGGUCUGUAUCUCCUCGGAGUCAGAGACUUCCUACUUCCUGCGAGUGGAGUGGAGGGGGCGGGACUUAGGCUCUGGCUUCCUGUUACUGCUCACUGAUGGACAGAAUGCAUGGAGAGGAGAGGUAUCAGAGGAUGCAGUGCGGGAGGAGGCAGAGGAGUUGGAGAUGCAGACAGAUCGUUACAUCCAGGACCUCCAGCAGGCCCUGACUGGGACUGGACCCUCUACUGACUACAGCUUCACCUUGACCCAUAACCCCGGCCCAAUGGCCAACACGACCCUGUCCUACGAGAAGGUGCAGAGGGACAUCUCGUUCUGCCUGGGUUCUGUGUUGCUGGGUAAGAUUCCAGAGCCAGUGGAGGAGGUUAGAGCGUUACUGACUCACGGUCUAGAACGUGGAACCGCACUGCAGAACCACAACCACUUACUAAAGGAGGAGAACCACAGACUCAAACAGGAGCUACAACACAUCAAUGCAGAGUUGCAGCGGUUUGUCAGUGGGAAGGAGACACUCGAGUCAGAGCUGUACUCACGCUUCACCCUGGUGCUGAAUGAGAAGAAGGCCAAGAUACGCAGUCUGCAGAAGAACCUCACACACCUGCAGGAGACCAGGGAAGAGGGAGAGAGCAGCAGUCCAGGGAAGGGAACGAAAAAGACGACAGGACAGACCAGAGAGGAGGAUGAAUAUGAAGCGAGCACUGAUGAUGAGCAGUUACAGCCUGCCUCUAUAGAACCCACCCAGGGGACUUCGCGUAGCCGCAGCCCAUUGGACGACAGUCUGAAUGACAUCCCAGACGUGGCACCCUCCCGUAAACGACGCUUCCGCCACCUGCAACCUCCUGACACCGUUGCUAAGAGACCGACCUCGGAGCCAGCGCAGAAACCGAGGAGGGACCCCCUGCCAUCAUCCAGAGCAGCAGCCAAUAAGGACCAGGCUCCCCAGCAUUCUAGUGAUGUCAUUCCUGAUGCUGAGGACCUGUUUGAGGACAUCUGAGUUCUAACCACUCACUCCUCAAUCAAAUUCUUUCCCUCCCUCACUCCUUUCAUCUCUCUCUCCCUCCAUCACUUUCGUCUGUCACUCUAUCAGCCAGUCCCAACUCUCUUAGAACCCCUUCCCCUGAUUAACCCCUUUGAUGUUUGGAGAUCUGAAAGAUCUGGAUAGGUGUAAACAGUGCGGUGAAGGAGCUUCCAUCCUAUUCCUUCCACCUUACAGAUCCAAAUGUAAAAGUGUAUUAUUAAUAUCAUGAAUUUGGCAUCCUAUUUAAGGUGAUGAUGGUAAAUCAUUUUAAAAUGAGAAAGAUCCAAUCAACUAUGGAUAGUAAUACCUAGUUUCACUCUGCAUACAUAAAUCUAACGUGAGUCGGAAUGUACUUUCACAUACACUGUCAAAUAAAUAAAUAAAUAAAUAUAUUCAGCGUACAAUUGUAAGGUAACCAUCCAGGCCCGGCUCGAGGAGGACAUGACCGAGGGAACAUUUUAUAUUCAUGGGGGGGGGGGCUCUUCGACCCUCCGAACAAGUUACCUUAGUCUGAAGCUAUUGAUGUGCACACCGGUGUCAAACUUGUCCGCAGUAUGUAUAGGUGCGUUGAUAAACCGCAAUGUGACGCUGAAUUGGAAAAGCUUUGCCAGGAGGGCACCGAGCACGCCAGCUCCAAGGAAACGAUGGAGACAACUCUGCGAGAGUAUGUCGUUGAAAGCACAAAUCAUUUAAAAAAAAAAUUUUUGCAAACAGACAGAAAAAUGUGUUUUGGAAAAAUGUUUUGGCAAGCUCGCAAUCCUAUUGCAGCUGGUUGCCUUACAAUUGUACAAUUUAAUCAACAUAUAAUUUUUAAAUUAUUUAUUUAAGUGUACAGCUAUUGUCAGAGGAGUUACUUUCAACGAUUCAAUGGUAGUCUACGCAGAUGAGUAUGAAAGUUGAUCGAUGUCUAACUGUGUUGACAUGAUGGCUCAGCAUAUACAAGCUUGUUUCCAAAGCUAAGUAGGAUACAUGGAGGUAGGCAACUAGAUGAUAGACUCGUUCUCACUGAAGUGCAUUACCCCUCAUAUACCUGUAGGAGUCGCUGUUCAGGCAGGAAUUGUUGGAGUGGCUUCACAUUUUAUUUCAAUAUACACUAUAUAUAUACAAAAUAAUGUGGACACCCCUUCAAACUAGUGGAUUUGGCUGUUUCAGCCACACCUGUUGAUGACAGGUGAAUAAAAUGAGCACACAGCCAUGUAAUCUCCAUAGACAAACAUUGUCAGUAGAAUUGCCUUACUGAAGAGCUCAAUCAUUGGGUGCCACCUUUCCAACAAGCCAGUUCGUCAAGUUUUGGCCCUGCUAGAGCUGCCCCGGUCAACUGUAGGUGCUGUUAUUGUGAAGUGGAAACGUCUAGGAGCAACAACGGCUCAGCUGAGAAGUGGUAGGCCACACAAGCUCGCAGAACAGGACUGGCGAGUGCUGAACCGUGUAGCGCGUAAAAAUCGUCUGGGUUUCCAUGGCCGAGCAGCAACACACAAGCCUAAGAUCACCAUGCGCAAUGCCAAGCGUAUGCUGGAAUGGUGUAAAGCUCGCUGCCAUUGGACUCUAGGAGCAGUGGAAACAGUCGUAGAGUCCAAUUGGCCUAAUCGCCCAACAUCAGUGCCCGACUUCACGAAUGCUCCUGUGGCUGAAUGGAAGCAAGUCCCCAACAGCAAUGUUCCAACAUAUAGCAGCAAAGGGGGACCAACUCCAUAUUAAUGCUCAUGAUUUUGGAAUGAGAUGUUCGACGAGCAGGUGUCCACAUACUUUUGGUAAUGUAGUGUACCUCUUUAUUUAGGUUGAUGGCAUGGUGUUGAAACGUUGACUUUGAUUCAAACAUUCCAUUUUACUCUCAACGUUGAAACAACAAAUAUAGGAUGAAAAAGAUUUUUACCGUUUCUAUGUGGAGUUUUCAACACAAUUUCAACAUUUACAAAGUUCUGGUGAUUAUGUUGAAAUUAGAUUGUAAGUCAGGUUAGUAUUUAAGUUGAAUCUUUAUCCUAAUUUCAAUGUUUGCAAUGCUUGUUGAAAUGUGAUGAAAACCGCAUUAGUUUACUUUUUGAAAAUCCAAAUGUGCUUUCAUUACAUUUACAUUUAAGUCAUUUAGCAGACGCUCUUAUCCAGAGCGACUUACAAAUUGGUGCGUUCACCUUAAGACAUCCAGUGGAACAGCCACUUUACAAUAGUGCAUCUAAAUCUUUUAAGGGGGGGGGGGGGUGAGAAGGAUUACUUUAUCCUAUCCUAGGUAUUCCUGAAAGAGGUGGGGUUUCAGGUGUCUCCGGAAGGUGGUGAUUGACUCCGCUGUCCUGGCGUCGUGAGGGAGUUUGUUCCACCAUUGGGGGGCCAGAGCAGCGAACAGUUUUGACUGGGCUGCGCGGGAACUGUACUUUCCACGUGGAUUCCACGUCUGCAAUAGGUUGACAAAUGACGUUGAAACAUUGGUUCAACCACUGUGUUCCCAGUUGGUUGCUUCAGUCUCUCUAUCCCUCUACACAGGGGUGGCCAACACCUGGUUCUACUAAUCAGCCUUGCUAGAACCUGACUGAGCAUGUCAAAUCAAAUCAAAUUUUAUUUGUCACAUACACAUGGUUAGCAGAUGUUAAUGCGAGUGUAGCGAAAUGCUUGGUCCUGGCUCGUGUCCUACCCCUUCCUCUACCUAACCUAAGGACAAUCAGGACCUUGACAUGUCGCAUCGGGUUCUAGCAAGGCUGGAACAAACGCCUGAAUACCUAGCUCAACACCUCUGCGCAGCCACCCUUCCUCUACCAGUAUUACUUCCCGCUCUUCUCUAGCCUCCAUCUCGCUGUUAAUCCUCCACCACUCCCUCCCGUGUCCUUCUCUAUCACUGUCACUACUUAGCCCAGCCCACUACUACACAGAGGAAGUCAAGGAGACCGUUAUAUAGAGAGAAGGGAAUUAGACAUAUAUAUUUUUUUGUAGUUGCACCAUUUAUAAUAAUUUAUAAUGCUGUAACAAAGGGAAUCUUUUUAUACUCGAUAUGGACAAAACAUUAACUGUGUAAAGAUCAGUCUUUGUGCUGUUUUUAGUAUGAUGAAGAGAAGUGUUGGUUCUUUAUGUGUAUGAAACACGAGUAAAGUGUAAUAAAAACGUAGGUUAACAACAUGAAGUAUAACAAA